AUGAGCGUCAUUUCACAGGCCGGUAUGGCAACCGUUAAUCGUUCAAAUCGACGCCCUCCUCCACAGUGCGUCACCGCCUGUACACACAUCAGAAUGGAUCGCCUCUUCGGGAACUGGACGUGUGACAUGUGCCAGAAUCCUUCGCCCUUGGGUUGGCUCUACCGCUGCUCUUCUGAUGUCCCUGAGGUUGGAGACUAUGCCUUCAUUAAAUCCAUAACUCAUCCCGUCAGUCCUGCUGGAGAAAGGCUCCGCCAGCUAGGCCUCAGCGAGUCCAUCAUCAAGGAGUUCGAGCGAGGUGGUUACACCGAUGAGCAAGUUCAAACCCUCAUUCGUCAAAAGCAACAAGUUCAGGAGAAGGCCGCCCAACCCUUUCCAUCUGACGACAUUCGCUGUGAUUUCAAAGUCUGUCAGCGAUGUGCUGGAGUACGUAAAGACCGCUGCUGGCUAUCGUUCGAAGCAGUCUUCGCAGACGAAGUCAGAUCCGUCGACAAGUAUGAGAUGACAGAGAUACUGCCCAUCAAGGACGUACGUAUUGCCAAGCAACUCGGAUUGCGUCGUCCCAUUCAACUCUUCUCACCUCCAAUCUGGGGCGACUCUCCAUAUGGCUCACCAAACCACUCCCCAUCAUCGGACUACACAGACGAUGGCUUCUCUACCGAUGGCGAAUACGACGAUGAAAGCUGCGGAGAUGCUCUUUCGGGCAGUUCUCAUGAUGGUGACAAUCACCCUCGUGCCGGUGUCGACAUGUCCUUUGUCACUCUCAGAGACCCACGUCAUGCGCACACCCCUCGUUCAACCAUCAGACUCGUCCCUGACUCCGAGUCGCGUCGCAUUUACCGUGCUUCAAUUGCCUCCAACGAUGACGAGUCGCCUUCUCAUUCGCACACUACAACAUCUUCGAUCAGUCUCCCAACCAUUCCCACAACCACAUCAUAUUCAAUUCUACCUGGUUGUGAGGAGACCGUCCAAGAGCUGAGAGCCCAGUACUCCCUCAAAGCCAUGACUGAUCCCGAAUUCUACUCUGGCCAUCCCUUCGACUUGGCUUCCUCCGUGUCGAGCGAAUCCAGCUUUGGCUCUGAGGUCGCUGUUGAGGGCGACUUCGCCUUGACAGAAGAAGCCACGUCCACUCACACCCCUGCUGUAUACAAAAGAGCCUAG
This is a messenger RNA of Aureobasidium namibiae CBS 147.97, 1158 nucleotides long. RefSeq lists its product as uncharacterized. The record is from RefSeq and is a predicted model, not a curated record. The transcript has 3 exons. NCBI's taxonomy places the organism in Eukaryota, Fungi, Ascomycota, Dothideomycetes, Dothideales, Saccotheciaceae. Bases 1 to 1158 code for a protein of 385 amino acids.